GAUCCCUCGACUUUUGUCACGCGUCCUGGUCGGGGAUGAUUUUCACACAAACACGUGCGGCGAGAGAGCCUUCACCGACGUGCAAGUGCUUGUCAGCAAGCAAUCGCCGGGAGGAAGCAGUACAGUACCAGCUCUUCACAGACACAUCGAACUUCGCCAGUACUCUUUGGGACGCUGAGGAUUGGACUGAAUUUCCGAGAUUGCUGCAAUCGAAUUCCGACGUCCCGACUUUACGCCUCCACACCUCUGGCCUAUCGCCUAUCGCAGGUGAAGGAAGGAGAGCCACGGUGAGAGCGCGGAUGCUUGCUGGACUGGCUCGACAGUGUUGUUACCGCGGCACUCGGCAGUGAUGGAGGAGCAAGUGGUGCAUUGGCUCACCGAAACCCAGUCUGCCCACGAGGCUCCACGAAGGAAUGCAGAGCUGCAGCUGAAGCAGUCGUACAACAACCCCGACUUUCCCCUCGCCCUCGUCUCCAUCGGCACCCAUGCCCAUGUCCCCCUCGACGUGCGCCAGUCCGCUCUGCUCUACCUCAAAAUCUGGGUCCUCGCCUGCUGGUCGCCUCAGCUUGAUGAAUUCGCCGGCCAGCUGUACACCGACCACGACAAGAAGCUGCACAUCCGCCAAAGCCUUCUGGACCUCGCCGUGAGCGGGAGCGAUGAACGAAAAAUCAAGAGUGCCGCCAGCCUGGUCGUCAGCAAGAUUGCCUCGGCCGAUUUCCCCGAUGACUGGCCCGACCUGCUUCCCACCAUCUUGAAUGUCAUUGCCGCCGGGAAUGAUGCGCAGCUUCACGGAGCCCUCAAGGUCCUCAGUGAGCUUGUCGACGACUGCUUCAACGACGAGCAGUUCUUCAAUGUCGCGCGCAACUUGGUAAGGAACGUCUACGAUGUCGCCGUCAACGACACACGGAAGCCGACUCUUCGAGCAUUGGCCAUCUCCGUCUUCUGCUCUUGCUUCGACACGAUGGAGAUGGUCAUGGAAGACCACAAGGCGGACGUCAAGUCCUUUGCAGAAGAGGCCUUGGCAGGAUGGAUUCCCUUCUUCAUCACCACCCUAAAGACUCCCCUGCCACCCGCACCCUCUCCUGACGACGACAACCACGCUACAUCCACUGCGGAGACCUACCGCGGCUAUGUUGCGUUGAAGUUACAAGUGGUCAAGGUGCUCAUGCGCAUUCGUUCCGUCUUUCCAUCCGUCCUCGCUCCGCAGAGUCCCGCUUUGUUCUCGGCAAUCUGGCAGGAGCUACUGACGCUUCGUGAGCAAUACCAUGCCUUGUACAUCGAAGACGACCGACAAGGGAGGCUUGAGGAUGCCGAUGGCCUCCCUUACACCCUAGACUUCCUCGUUAUCGAAGAACUCGACUUCUUACAGGCUUGUCUGCGCGCACCUCCCGUGAGGAAGGAACUGGAACAGCAAAUCCAAACGCAUGGCUCUUCUGCAGAAUGGAUGUCCGAAAUCAUGGACAUCGCCGUGUCUUAUGCGCAAAUCACGACCGAAGAAGAGGGCUUGUGGGACAUUGACGUCAACAUCUUCUUGUCGGAGGAAACCAACGUCACUGCCAACUACACUCCUCGGACCGCAUGUGGCGACUUGGUCAUCAAGCUGGGCGACUGGCUCAGUGCGGCAACUGUGGAAGGCCUGCUUGCGUACACGCGGAAUCUCUACUCAGGCAAUGGAAGCUGGAAGGCUAAAGAAGCCUCUCUGUAUCUGCUGAAUCAACUGCUCGGCGAGUUUCAAGAUGUCGAGAAGAAAAUCGGUGCCGAAGCGGCGGAUGGAUACGUAGACUUCAUCCAGCGAGCGAUGCAAGAAGAAGCCGUAUUCCUGCGGGCACGCGGCUACUUGGUAGCGGGCGGCUUGAUUCGUACAUCUGGUGACACCCUCGGACAGGUGGCGGCAACUUUCAUGCAGACGUCGUUGCAGGCAAUCACGCAUGAUCCCUCCGAGAUCGUCAGGGUUUCUUGCAUUCGAGCCCUGCAAAGCUACCUGGCCGCCCUACCAUCGGCGUUGUCGCUGCCACACCAAGCAUCGAUCAUCGCGGCGGUGUCCCACUUCCUUGAUGCCCAGGAUUUCGGCGACCUUACGGAUAGCGACGACCUGCUUAUAACCAUCAUCGAGACACUGCGUGAUGCAAUCAUGCUGGACACGAGUACCUGCCUCACAAACGGCGGCAUCGACCUUCUCUUCACUGUGGCCAGUCGUGGCGCGAGCAACUUCCAGAUAGCACUUCUCGUCACAGAGACAUUUGAAGAAAUCUCCAACACCAUCGCCGCCACGGGCAAGGAAAGCUACGCCGAGCUCACGGCGAAAGUCCUUCCAUCCCUGACCGGAGCCUUUGACGUAGCUACGCUUACCGAGGAGAACGCUCUAGCAAACCUGGCUGCCGAGUUGCUGUCUGUCCUCUCUGCGAACGGGUCGACACCACUGCCACCAAAAUUCGUCGUGACAGUCAUGCCACGGCUAAGCCGCCUCCUAAUGGAAUCGAAUGACGAUGAACUUCUCAAGUCAGCCACGUCCGCGCUGCAGAACAUGCUCAAUCAUGACCCAGAACAAGUCUUCGCUUUCCAGGACCACAACGGCAAGGGUGGGCUCGAAGUCGUUUUAAUUGUUAUCGACAGACUGUUGAAUCCAUCGGUUGAUGAUAAUGGCGCCGCAGAGGUUGGUGGGCUCGCGGCAGAACUGGUCGAGAAGGCAGGAUCUGCACGAAUGGGCCCUUACUUGAUGCAGCUUCUGCGUGCAGUGGCAAUACGUCUAGCAUCCGCUUCGCAAGCCCAUCUCAUCCAAAGCUUGAUCCUGGUCUUUGCUCGUCUGGCCGUCAUUUCCGCGCAGGAAGUAGUGGGAUUUCUAGCGGACGUUCGCAUCGGGUCACAGAGUGGUUUGGAGGUGGUCAUGAGUAAGUGGUUGGAGAACUCGAUCAACUUCGCCGGCUACGACGACAUCCGACAAAAUGUUGUUGCUCUUGCAAACUUGUACAACCUGAACGAUGCCCGUAUCUCCAGCAUUCAGGUCAAGGGCGAUCUCAUCGUACCCAAAUCCGACCGAAUCAUGACGAGGUCCCGCGCGCGGCAGGCUCCCGACCAGUACACCGUGGUGUCUGCUCAACUGAAGAUUGUCAAAGUGCUGGUGGAGGAGCUUCUGUCUGCCUCGGGCAAUCGCGCCAUCGACCCUGCAGAUGCAGUGGAUCUGGAUAACGACGACGAAGACUGCGAGUGGGAAGAUGACCCGAAUGACUUUCUCGACCUCGGCGCGGGCAUGACAAAGUCGCAGUUGAUGGCAUUCGGGGCGGAGGACAGCAACACCUUCUCCAGGGGAAGAGACGAUGAGACCCAGGCCUAUCUGGUCGGCUUUUUCCGACAAGCAGCGCAGAAGCCUGAGUUUGGAGACGCUUUCAACUCACUGACCCCGGAGGAACAGGAGAAACUGAGGAACAUGAGCGAUCCUUGAAAUUGAUGCUGCAUGGUGGGCAUGCUUUCGAAUUGCAUAGCGGGCAUCGAACAUGGCUAGUACUGCCAUAUGCCAUAUAGACUUACCUCUCGUU
Messenger RNA from Neohortaea acidophila, 3533 nucleotides. RefSeq names its product armadillo-type protein. NCBI's taxonomy places the organism in Eukaryota, Fungi, Ascomycota, Dothideomycetes, Mycosphaerellales, Teratosphaeriaceae. Gene Ontology annotation, cellular component: cytosol; nuclear envelope. The transcript has 2 exons. Gene Ontology annotation, molecular function: small GTPase binding. Gene Ontology annotation, biological process: protein import into nucleus. The record is from RefSeq and is a predicted model, not a curated record. Bases 350 to 3439 code for a protein of 1029 amino acids.